UAACGACAAUUAUGAAGUUUGAAGGUCAUCUACCGAUAUGUGAGAUAUAUAUAAAUUGAACUGAAGUAAAAUUGUAGUACGUAGUAGUAGCAACUAGCAAAAUGAACACUUUGCUCGUCACUUUGUUCGCCCUUGUGGCCGCAGUCUCUGCCGUUCCAUCAGGUAUCGGUCUUGGACUUGGUCAUGGAGCCGUUUUAGCCGGAGGUAUUGCACCUGGCGCCCUUCUGGCCGGUCCCGUGAAUCCCGGGGCGACCAUCGUAGGACCCGUCAAUCCGGGAGCGGUGCUUGCCGGACCUGUAAAUCACGGAGCUACCCUCGCCGGUCCAGUCAACGGUGGAGCCGCCCUCGUAGGACCAGUCAACGGUGGAGCCGCUCUCGUAGGACCCGUUAACCAUGGAGCCACCCUUGUAGGACCCGUGAACGCUGGUGCCGCCAUUGCCGGACCAAUUGCCGGAGCUGGUUUGAUCGGAGCUGGUUUGGCCGGUCCCGCCAUCGGUCUUGGAGGUGCCAUCGGUCUUGGUGGUGCUGGUUUGAUCACCAAUGGAGGUGGAGCUAUUGCAGUAAGUGGACACGGUGCUGCUGUGAGGGGACCACCAACUGCCCCUGUUACCAUUGCUGGACCUGCUGGUGCCGUACAUGCUGCCGGUUUGUGGGGACCAACUCUCGCCGGACUUCACGGUGCUGCUGGCGGACAUGGAGGUCAUGGAUGGUAAACCACCAGAUUAUAAAAAUUUCAAGAAAUCUCAUGACUGUGCUUAACAAAAAUCACUGCUUCUGUUUAGGACAACGACUUUGUACAUUUAGUGUAUAUACGUAUGUUAAUUUAUGACUGCAAAUGUAAAGUGUUCAACAAAUAAAUAAAAAGAGAAUAUAUGCA
Molecule: messenger RNA, 877 nt
Organism: Aethina tumida (small hive beetle)
Lineage: Eukaryota; Metazoa; Arthropoda; Insecta; Coleoptera; Nitidulidae
Exons: 3
Coding region: 102-713 (203 amino acids)
Source: RefSeq, a predicted model, not a curated record